AUGAAAAGCAUCCACUCCCUGGCUGGUAUCCUUCUGGUCCUUGGCUUUAUCCAGAGCAGCUGGCAGGUUCCUCUGCAGGAUGCAGAUGACAGCUCCCGCAUGGAGGCAGACGACACGUUAGCAGACGAGCUGAGGGAGCUGUCGACCUCCAAGAGACAUUCGGAGGGCACUUUCUCAAACGACUACAGCAAAUACCUGGAGGACAGGAAGGCGCAGGACUUCGUUCAGUGGCUGAUGAACAACAAGAGGAGCGGUGCUGAAGAAAAGCGGCAUGCGGACGGGACCUUCACCAGCGACGUGAGCUCGUACCUCAAGGACAAGGCCAUCAAGGAGUUUGUCGCCAAGCUCAAGUCCGGAAAAGUCCGAAGAGAAUCUGAAACGGACAGGCCGGGCGAGGCAUUCAGCAGGAGGCAUGUAGAUGGGAGCUUCACCAGCGAUGUGAACAAGGUGCUGGACUCCAUGGCUGCCAAGGAGUAUUUACUCUGGGUCAUGACCUCCAAGCCGUCAUGGGAGAGUGAGAAAAGACAGGCGGAACAAUGA
Molecule: messenger RNA, 540 nt
Organism: Cyclopterus lumpus (lumpfish)
Lineage: Eukaryota; Metazoa; Chordata; Actinopteri; Perciformes; Cyclopteridae
Product: glucagon-like
Exons: 5
Coding region: 1-540 (179 amino acids)
Biological process (GO): response to starvation
Cellular component (GO): extracellular region
Molecular function (GO): glucagon receptor binding; hormone activity
Source: RefSeq, a predicted model, not a curated record